AUGCCACCAAAGAAGAUGCGAGAGGUAGUGCCGCCGGUGAACACAAGUUGUAAAAAAUGCAGUUUCCCGGACAAUAGCAGGAUGGUACAAUGCGACGACUGUAACGAUUGGUACCACUACGACUGCGUACAGGUGGAUGACGAAGUUUCCGAUUACGAUUGGAGCUGUGACGAUUGCGUGACUAAAAAAGCCCAGCCGGCAGGAACUUCGACACCUGUUUCUCCUAGCAAACAGGAGCCAAUUGUAGAUAAAGCGAUACUUACUGGUCGCAAAGCCAAUGUAGCAGAAACCGGAGAUAAUGCAAGUAACUUUGUUACCAGAGAUACGGAAAUUACACCACCAUCCGCUGACAAUGUAGAAAACGUUAAACUUCGACGAGAUAUCGAAGAGCUGCGUCACUUGUUCGAAGCACAACGUAUUAAAUUCGCGCAACAUAUCGGUAUGCUAGAAGAUCAAAAAAACACUAUAAUCCACAACGAACUCUCAAGGCUUCAAGUACAAUGGAACGAACGUGAGAGCCAACUCCAGAAAGAGAUAGAUAAUCUUAAAGGUCAGGGCCUGCCUGCUAAUACGCAACAGAAUGAGACAGUAAAAUCAAAUGCGAGUGCAUCAUCGAAACGCACAAUCAAAGACCGAAAACGACGUUUGGCGGCUCUGAAAGAGCGGCAAGCACUGGAAAGAAAGCAUCUCGAAGAGCAACUCAAGCUGAGUGACGAAUUAAACAGUUACAGCGAAAAUGAAAAUACCGAUGAAGAUGAACAUGAUUCUGGCAGCAAGCAGAAAAUAGAUGAGUGGCUGAGAGAUCAAAGUUGUUCAUAUACAUCCGGAGCUAGUAAUGAUACUCUAUCCGUGACUUUAAACGAAACAACGGAAAACGACCACCGCACGACAAGAGAUUCAUCUCAAGUCAAUCGAAUCCCUACAAAGUAUCAGCUAGCAGCUCGUCAAGCUGUGCCCAAGGAACUGCCUACCUUUUCUGGUGAACCUGAGGACUGGCCUUUAUUCCAUGCAACGUUCGAAAGUAGUACAACCACAGACUAA
Malaya genurostris is the source of this 1041-nucleotide messenger RNA. RefSeq lists its product as uncharacterized. The transcript has a single exon. The record is from RefSeq and is a predicted model, not a curated record. Bases 1 to 1041 code for a protein of 346 amino acids. NCBI's taxonomy places the organism in Eukaryota, Metazoa, Arthropoda, Insecta, Diptera, Culicidae.